Molecule: messenger RNA, 1497 nt
Organism: Vitrella brassicaformis
Lineage: Eukaryota; Vitrellaceae
Source: the annotation of a GenBank genome assembly
UCACCGAGCGAAUCGGUACCGUUUGGUGGGUGUGAGGGUGAGGAAGUUGCCCUUGUCGAACAUGCAGUGCUUCCAUGCGCCCGAGUCCGCAAUGAUGCGGUUGUCCUUCUUGUCGGAGAGGGUGGCCGCCACUCGUGUCUCGAUAAUGGCGUCCCCCUCACUGCCGCCCGUGUCGUCGCUGACCUCCUUUACCCUUGUUUGUGACGCCAUGCUGAUGCCGUGGGUCUCGUCCGUGACGUACGACUCCUCGAAAACCGGCGAGUUCUCGUCCUCGAAUGCCGCAUUGGUGUGGUAUGACCGACCUCCGCCCCCUCUGCCGCGGAAGGCACCUCUGCCCCCUCUCGACGGCUGAUAGCCGCGGCCACCUCGACUGCGAUAUGCUGGGGGCACCCAUCCCCCUGACCACUCCACCCUGUUGCGCUCCUCAUCCGACUUGAGGACCCAGCAGUGCUUCCAGCCCCUCUUGUGUGUCUUCUGGCAGUAGUCGCAGAGCAGGAGGGUGAGGGGUUUGCUGUUGUCUGCCUGGCCGUUACCACCGGCGAAGCCCCCUCUACCGUUGCCACCCCUGCCGCGACUGAUGCCCCUGCCGCUCAUGUUGUUGUUGCUCCACGAUUUGACGUUCGCCGACAUGGAGAUGUUGCCGCUCUCCCUGUUGUGAUCGCCGGCGUACUCUUGCAGGCGCUGUUGGAACAGCUGCCACUCGCGGAGUGCUGGUGUGCCGUGGAGGUACUUGAUGAAGUCCUCGAGGGCUGUCUUGGUGAUGGCCUUCUUCAUGAUGCCGAUCUUCAUGAGGUCGUUCACCUCCUGCCCCAGCGAGUUGGCCUGCCCGCACAGCUUGUUGAAGCGCGCCAGCUCGAGGGGCACGUCGAUGGAUGUCAUCUCGUAGUUCAUGACGUCCUCGACCGCCUUGCUCUUCAUGGCGUCCCGGUCUGCAGCAUAUGCCGAUGCCAGCCGGAAGAAGAGCUCUGCCCCGUUGCCCUCCUUGUCCUUGUCGCCCUUCCAUUCUGCCAUCGCCGCGUGGACGAUCUCCUGUGCUCUGCCCUGGCAGCAGACGACCAGCAGGCUCCAGAGGUUUCUGAGGUUUCUGAGGGCGUUGUGCUCCUUGGUGGGGCGGCAGUUGGGUUGUUGGUCGGUCGAGCUAGCCGAGCUCGAGAAGGGCAGUGUAUCAUCCGUCUCGGUCUCCCACAGCCCAGGUGCUGCAUCCCUCUCUGCCUCAGUCAUAGGCAGCAGCGCCUCCAAUGACCUGGCCGUCAUCAGGCCGUGCAGCUUCAUGUAGAAGUCGUACCACUCCGCCGGUUCGCCCGAGAAUUUGGGCGUGUCGAGCUUGGCCAUCUCAGUCAUUGGCUUGGACGGGAAGCCGCCCGUCUGCCCUCCAUUGCCGAGUGCUGCCACCACUGCUUGAGUGAUGUCUGUCACACUGGCGCCCUGCGCCUUGGCCAUCUCUUGGCCAAUUGCCUUGGCAAAGGCCUCGGCCAUCGCCUUGACGUCGACGCUCAU